This is a messenger RNA of Umbelopsis ramanniana AG, 1225 nucleotides long. RefSeq lists its product as uncharacterized. Gene Ontology annotation, cellular component: endoplasmic reticulum. Bases 119 to 1069 code for a protein of 316 amino acids. The record is from RefSeq and is a predicted model, not a curated record. Gene Ontology annotation, biological process: macroautophagy. NCBI's taxonomy places the organism in Eukaryota, Fungi, Mucoromycota, Umbelopsidomycetes, Umbelopsidales, Umbelopsidaceae. The transcript has 6 exons.
AAAUAGGCGGCUCCACUCACAUCACUUUUUGUCCCACUCUGCUCACCGCACCAAGAAGUUCCUUCUCAAAAAAUCUAGCUCUUUUUCCUUUUGUAUAUCUACAGAUCGUCCGUUCAAAAUGGCCACCUCGAACCGUACGCCACUCACACAGCACAUAGAGUACUUUGUCAGUGGUUUGACACAGGCCUUCGCUUGGCCAAGAACGUUUAUUCUUCUUUAUGCAUCAUCAACAUUACGUAGAGUAGCUAUCGAAGCUUUCGUUUUGAAUGGUAUCGUGUUUUUAGGAUCUGUUUUACUCCUAGAAACAUUCUACAAUCAUCCACAUAAUCAUUUUCUGGGAUGUCCAUAUCGAAUACUUGGAGGAUAUCCUGUAUAUUUUGUUUGUAUAGCAUUGAACGGACGUUUCAAUAAGCGUAUUGCAGACCAUACGUACCAAAUUCAGCUCAAUCAAGGUACCGGUAAAUCUCAUGACACAAAAGCCGCUCAGUCAGCCGCUCAGACUCAAGCUACAUCCUCAUCACCGGUGCAAAAUGUUGCUUAUGCCAUCUAUCAAAUGCUAUUCUAUGGAUCCUGCGCCGUCUUCAUAACUCUCUUGCAAAUGAUUCCUCAUAUUGGUACAAUGAUAUCCUUCAUUGUGUCUUGCUGGUUCAUAUCCUAUUAUUGCUUUGAGUUUAAAUGGGUGAACCUGGGUUUAACAAUGGAUCAGAGGAUGUCCUCGUUGGAGCGACACUGGGCUUUUUUCUUGGGUUUUGGUAUUCCACUUACGACAUUGACAUUCUUCUUGUCUAGUCUUCGUGCUGCCGCCGUCUACGCUAUUUUCUUCCCCAGUUUCGUCAUCAUGGCUACCACUGCGGUUGUGCAGCCACCUCUCAGCGCGCGCCCCCAUUCAAUUCCCUCUGGUAGUUCUGUCGGAUUGAAGGAUCUCGAACUUCCUGAUAGAUUGCCCAUUUUUACCGGCGUAAAGAAGUUGAAUGAGCUGCUUAUAUCCCUUAUUCGAAACUUUGGUGGUGUCAGAGGAGAUUCACUGUUGUUGGACAGGAAAAAGGAAGCAUUUGGAAAACUUGUAUGAUGUACUACUUACCUUAUGUUGUACCCAUGUGUUAUUGUGUAUUUGACCGUGUUCCAUUAUUAAAGACCCUUUCAUAACAAAUUUGUGUGAGUGCGUAUCCGACAAGGAAUCUACUUAUGAUGUCCAUACUUGCUCAAACAACAUGGAGUUUAAUUA